This is a messenger RNA of Ascochyta rabiei, 1752 nucleotides long. RefSeq lists its product as uncharacterized. The record is from RefSeq and is a predicted model, not a curated record. Gene Ontology annotation, biological process: fatty acid metabolic process. The coding region runs from base 1 to 1752 and encodes 583 amino acids. The transcript has 2 exons. NCBI's taxonomy places the organism in Eukaryota, Fungi, Ascomycota, Dothideomycetes, Pleosporales, Didymellaceae. Gene Ontology annotation, molecular function: medium-chain fatty acid-CoA ligase activity.
AUGGCGUCGACGCUCCCCCGCCUGCCCGUGUUCGAGGCCAUCAAGCAGCACGAUGCCCAGAGCACCGCCGUCGUCCACUCGCUGUCGGGCCGCCGCUUCACCUACCGCGAGCUGCUCAACGACGUCGCCGCCGCCAAGGACCAGCUGCAGCGCAACACGGGCGGCAAGAGCGCAGAGGGCGCGCGCAUCUCGUUCCUCGUCGAGAACGGCUACGACUACGUGGUGACGCUGCUGUCCAUCCUCGCUGCCCACGCCAUCGCCGUGCCGCUGUCGCCCACGUUCCCCGCCCACGAGCUGCGCUACAUCGUCGACCAGAGCGAGUCCCUCGUGCUGCUCUCGUCGGCCAAGUUCCAGGACAAGGCCGACGAGAUCCUGAAGCAGGACAUGGCCACGAGCCCCAUCAGCUGGAAGCGCGAGAAGAUCAUGACGGGCCGGACCGACGACUACGUCACCCUCCACGAGCCCACGAGCACAGAGGGCGGCAUGAUGCUCUACACCUCCGGCACCACAAGCCGCCCCAAAGGUGUCCUGCUGCCCCAAGACGUCCUGACGGCCCAGUCCAGGUCGCUGCUGGAGGCCUGGAACUACACGGCCAACGAUGUGCUGCUGCACGUGCUUCCGCUGCACCACAUCCACGGCACCGUCAACGCGCUGCUGACCCCGCUCUUUGCCGGUAGCGUCAUCGAGUUCCAGUUUCCCUUCAACGCGCAAGCUGCCUGGGAACGCCUCGCUGCGCCCUUCCUGCCCAACCCAGACCCCGCAAAGAAGCCCAUUACCUUGCUCACAGUCGUGCCCACCAUCUACACACGCUUCCUCUCCUCACACUGCGGCUUGACCCCAGAGCUCCAGGCUGCGACCAAGACCGCCCUACACCCCUCGAACCUACGGCUGAACAUCUCAGGCUCCGCUGCCCUCCCAACCCCUGUAAAGUCCGCCUGGUCAGAGCUGAGCGGAGGCAACGUCCUGCUCGAGCGCUACGGCAUGACAGAGGUCGGAAUGGCACUUUCUUGUGGUCUCGACUUUGCCGAUCGAGUGGACGGGUCCGUAGGCUGGCCACUGCCCUCGGUCCAGGCGCGUCUCGCCGACACGGAAACAGGAGAGAUCAUCAGGGAAGGCGAGGAGAUGGACACAGCCACAGGCCGCGAGCGACACGGCGAGAUCCAGCUUCGCGGCCCCACCAUCUUCCGUGAAUACUGGAAGAACCCGGAAGCCACGACGAAAGAAUUCACACACGACGCGGACGGCCAGGGCAAGUGGUUCAAGACCGGCGAUGUGGCCAUCCGAAAGACGGUAGAAGGCGCAGGCAAGAGCGAGCAAGAGUGGGCCAAAGGACCUCUCUACUUCAUCCAAGGCCGCAAAUCGGCCGACAUUAUCAAAACUGGCGGCGAGAAGGUCUCUGCGCUGGAAAUCGAGCGCGAGAUGCUCUCUCUGCCCUACAUCUCCGAGGUUGCCGUCGUCGGCCUCCCAUCCGAAGCAUGGGGCCAGAAAGUCGCCGCCGUCGUCGUGCUAUCUGAGCAGGGCAAGACGGCGGGCAGAGGAGGCAAGGCAUGGUCAGCGCUGGACAUGAGGAGGGCACUAAAGGACAUGCUCGCCAACUACAAAAUACCCCAGGAGAUGAAGGUCGUAGAGACCAUCCCAAGGAACGCAAUGGGCAAAAUCAACAAGAAGCAACUCGUCAUCCAGAUCUGGGGCGAGCCGCUGCAGGGCGGCAAGGAAACCGGCGCCGUGCAGGUGCCGAAUGGAAGUGUAUAG